Bufo gargarizans (Asiatic toad) is the source of this 877-nucleotide messenger RNA. RefSeq names its product ferritin, higher subunit. The coding region runs from base 161 to 694 and encodes 177 amino acids. Gene Ontology annotation, cellular component: cytoplasm. The record is from RefSeq and is a predicted model, not a curated record. The transcript has 4 exons. Gene Ontology annotation, molecular function: ferric iron binding; ferrous iron binding. Gene Ontology annotation, biological process: intracellular iron ion homeostasis; iron ion transport. NCBI's taxonomy places the organism in Eukaryota, Metazoa, Chordata, Amphibia, Anura, Bufonidae.
GCUGGGGUCACAACAUCCCUGACUCUGAGCAGAGUUCUUGCUUCAACAGUGAUUGAACGGAACACUCUCUGAGUCCUCAGCUCCUUCCUCCAACCUCUUCUAUUCCUGCAUUGAGACUUUUUAUUGCCUUUUGCGCCACCAAAACCAUCAAUAAGCCGCAAUGGAAUCCCAGGUGCGCCAGAACUUCCACCGCGAUUGCGAGGCUGCCAUCAACCGCAUGGUGAACAUGGAGCUCUAUGCCUCCUACACCUAUCUCUCCAUGUCCUUCUACUUUGACCGUGAUGAUGUAGCCCUUCAUAAUGUGGCGAAGUUCUUCAAGGAACAGAGCCAUGAAGAGCGAGAGCAUGCUGAGAAGUUACUGAAGUAUCAGAACAAGCGUGGGGGCCGCAUUGUCCUGCAGGACAUUAAGAAACCUGACCGUGAUGAGUGGGCCAACACUCUGGAGGCCAUGCAGGCUGCUCUGCAGCUGGAGAAGACUGUGAACCAGGCCCUUCUGGAUCUUCACAAGGUGGCCUCUGACAAAGUUGACCCUCAACUUUGUGACUUCCUGGAAUCUGAGUACUUGGAAGAACAGGUAAAGGCUAUUAAGCAGCUUGGAGACUACAUCACCAACCUGAAGCGCCUUGGGGUACCACAGAACGGCAUGGGCGAGUACCUGUUCGACAAGCACACCAUGGGAGAGAGCAGCAGCUAAGAUGUCUCCUACAUGGAUACUACCAGUCUGUUCUGCAUUUACAAUUCCCUGUCUCUGUGGAAUGAAUAUAACAACCCCCGACUCUUUGUGGGCCAGUAAUCCUUUUGUGAUUCCCUCUCUUGCCUAAGCAGACGUGACUGUGCUUGUCAACAAGUUUUCCAAUAAAGUUUUUCUGCAUUCUAA